Fundulus heteroclitus (mummichog) is the source of this 1521-nucleotide messenger RNA. RefSeq lists its product as uncharacterized. The transcript is spliced from 12 exons. Lineage: Eukaryota; Metazoa; Chordata; Actinopteri; Cyprinodontiformes; Fundulidae. The record is from RefSeq and is a predicted model, not a curated record. The coding region runs from base 187 to 1497 and encodes 436 amino acids. Gene Ontology annotation, biological process: programmed cell death. Gene Ontology annotation, cellular component: cytoplasm.
CCAACCCAGGAUCGUCUGGACCUGCGAACCUCAGUCAGAAGGACCCGUGUCAGGCUGGGAUCUGAACCCACAACCUUCCUGCUACAAGGCAUCAGCGCUGCGGUCAGAGAGAAGCUGUCGGCCUUAAAAGGCUGCAGAGGAGCUCCGACACGCAUCCAGAGGACCUGCUGCUACCUGCGACAGAAGAUGUUUGCGUGUGAAACCAGCGCGGUGAUGAAGAGCGUCGGGGCGGAGGAGGAGCUGAUCUCCAACCCCAACUUAAACCACAAAGUGGAGCUUCUGACGCUGGUCAAAGUCAGCCAGGCCAAGUUCUUCCAGUACCCCAAGUACACCGCCGUGGACUGCACCUUACCGGAGCUCAUGGAGGAGGAGGACCAGUUUGCUCCAGAGGUUGAAGAGGAGCUCCUGGUGAAGGACUUCCAGACGUCUGUGAAGACGAGCGGCAGCGGCGAGCUGAAGGCAGGCGAGAAGACGGUGGGCGGCGCCGCGGCGUCCGCCAGCUGCGACUCCGUGGACGGCCUGGAGCCGGUCAGCAUCAAGAAGAAGAAGGCCGACCUGAAGGCCGUGAGGAAGAAGUUCAGCGGCAGGAAGCUUAAGAAGGAAAUGUUAAAGCUGCUGAAGCUGAAGGACAAACACAAGCUGGCGUUUGUUCACCAGACGGUUUACAACGAUGGACCCGUCAAGAUGACCAAAGGUUCUGCUCAGAGCGGAUCGCUCUCUCUGUCCUACCAGAGCGUCCUCAAUCUGCUCUUCAAGGGCAGCCGGGAGGAGAACACCACCUUCACCGUCCCAGAGAAGUCCACCUUUGCUUUUGGCCUUCAGGAGAUCAUGCUGGAGGACGACACCAUGGAGAUUCCCUUUGAAACCUGGUCCCACAAGAAGAACUUUGGUGUGUUCACACACGACAGCCUGGACCCAGACCUCCUGCAGGAGGCCAGAGAAGGGAUCUCCAUGAAGGAGACUCUCCUGAAGCCGCUCACUAAGCUGCCCCUGCUGGCUCGCCAGGAUCUCCUGAAGAAGCUCCAGGAGGUUCUGGAUGAAGAAGAAGCUCUGGGUCUGCUGGAGGAGGCGCUGGAUCAGAGCAGCAGAGACGAGUACGAGUGUUCUUCGUCGGCGGCCGUCUCGUCCUUCAUGAACCUCCUGCAUGAGCCCAAAGUGUCCACAAAGGUGAUGGACGCCGUCCACCUUCUGGUCAGCGCUAUGGACGCUCUGCCACAAGCCAAGCUGCGACCUCUGACCUCCUGCGGUCUGGAGACUCUGGCCGUCCUCAGCCAGCUGGUGGAGAGUCUGAAGGACGGAGAUGAAGUCCGUCUCCCAGCGUCUGUCCCCGUCCCCCUGCAGCAGGACGGGGAGCUGCGCUGGGCCGCUGACCUCCUCUGUUCCUCUGAGGAGACGCUGACAGAGCUGAGUGACAGCUGGAACCGACCGCCUGAGGUUCUGCUGGAGGUUCUGGCGCUGACCGUGCGGGGAGUCCACAUGCUGCAGGCCGGCUGCUAGCGCUGCUCCUGCUGGGGGACGUUU